AUGCUAGCUAAGGGUGGUUUAAGAACUAAUCAAGGUACAGGAGAGGUUCAAACGCUAGCUAAGGGUGGUUUAAAAACUGAUCAAGUUACAGGAGAGGUUCAAACGCUUCCUAAGGGUGGAUUUAGAACUGAUCAACGUACAGGAGAGGGUCAAAAGCUAGCUAAGGGUGGUUUAAGAACUGAUCAAGGUACAGGAGAGGUUCAAACUCUAGCUAAGGGUGGAUUAAAAACUGAUCAAGGUACAGAAGAGGUUCAAACGCUAGCUAAGGAUGGUUUAAGAACUGAUCAAGAUACAGGAGAGGUUCAAACGCUUGCUAAGGGUGGUUUAAGAACUGAUCAAGGUACAGGAGAGGUUCAAACGCUUGCUAAGGGUGGUUUAAAAACUGAUCAAGUUACAGGAGAGGUUCAAACGCAAGCUAAGGGUGGUUUAAGAACUCAUCAACGUAGAGGAUAG
This is a messenger RNA of Gigantopelta aegis, 453 nucleotides long. RefSeq names its product sodium/potassium/calcium exchanger 1-like. Lineage: Eukaryota; Metazoa; Mollusca; Gastropoda; Neomphalida; Peltospiridae. Bases 1 to 453 code for a protein of 150 amino acids. The transcript has a single exon. The record is from RefSeq and is a predicted model, not a curated record.